AUAUAGAUCAAAAUUCACAGAGCGCGAGGCGACCAACCACAGCUCUUCUUCUUCCAAUCCAAGACGAGCAAACCUCAAAACCCUGAAAUCAAUCACCUUGAAGCAUUUACAGUUCUCAGCACACAGGGAUUUUAUAUCAUUUAAGCGGUCUAUUCCUCGAGCUAAAAUUUGCUUCGGGAAUGAAUUUGGAAGAACCAAUGGACUUUGACGAAUACGAUUACCUGGAGAAGACAGUGGAGGAGCAGGAAGAUCGAGAUUCGAAGAAGAAGAAGAAGAAGAUGAAGGAGAGCAGCGAGAAAGGUGAAAGGAGUUACAGAAAGCUCGAGGUAGAUGAGAAUCUGGAUGGUGAGGAAAAUAAGAGCAAGAAGACCAGAGGAGACGAGGAGAAUGGGUCAAAGAAGGAUCGUGAUGACCGCGACAGAGAACGACCUGGCCGCGAAAAGGAGCGCCAUAGGAGUGGCAAGGAGAGGGACGAGGAGGGAGAGCGAGAGAGGAGUAAUAGAGAGAAGGAGAGAGACAAAGGGAUGGAUAAGGAUAGGGAGAGGGAUAGAGAAAGAAGAGACAAAGAGCGGGAGAGGGAUGGAGAAAGAGGGAGGGAGAGGGACAAAGAGAGGGAAAGAGAACGGGUGAAAAGGGAGAAGGAGGAGAGAGAGAGGUUCAGGAGAAGCAGAAGUCGUUCUGAUAGAGAGAGAGAGAGAGAACGAGAACCGGAAAUUAGAGAUAGCCGGAGAUUCCGAGACAAGAAAGAGGCUGCGGAGCCUGAGGCGGAUCCAGAAAGGGAUCAGAGAACUGUUUUUGCUUACCAGAUGCCCUUAAAGGCCACAGAGAGAGAUGUUUAUGAAUUUUUUUCAAAAUCUGGGAAGGUGAGGGAUGUCCGUCUCAUCAUGGAUCGGAAUUCAAGACGGUCUAAGGGAGUUGGGUAUAUUGAAUUUUAUGAUGCAAUGUCAGUGCCAAUGGCAAUUGCUCUCUCUGGCCAGUUGCUUCUUGGACAACCUGUAAUGGUCAAACCUUCAGAAGCUGAAAAGAACCUUGUUCAGCCUAAUGCUUCCACUGGAGCUGCAGGUGUAGCGGGACCAUAUGGAGCAGUAGACAGGAAACUUUAUGUGGGAAACCUUCAUUUCAACAUGACAGAGAGUCAGCUGAGGGAAAUUUUUGAGCCAUUUGGUCCGGUGGAGCUUGUGCAACUCCCUACUGACUUGGAGACAGGACAUUGCAAGGGUUUUGGCUUUGUUCAAUUUGCUCAUCUUGAGCAUGCCAAAGCAGCCCAGAGUUUAAAUGGAAAACUGGAGAUUGCUGGUCGGGCUAUCAAGAUUUCAUGUGUGACAGAUCAUGUUGGAAGCCAAGAUACAAAUGCGAAAACUGCAGACUUUGAUGACGAUGAAGGUGGAUUGACCUUAAAUGCUCAAUCUAGAGCAUUGCUUAUGCAGAAGCUGGAUCGAUCUGGCAUUGCCACAAGCAUUGGAGGGUCCGCUGGUGUGCCCAUUGUGAAUGGGUCAUUUCCUGCUCAACAGUCUGUUAGUUUGCCUAGUGCUCCUGGUUUAAUGCCUACACCAACUCCCCCAACACAAAUCGUGCCUUCCACUGUAGUGGAACCUGCGGGAAGCCCUAGCGAGUGUCUACUGUUGAAGAAUAUGUUUGAUCCUACCACUGAGACAGAACCAGAUUUUGAUAUUGACAUUAAGGAGGAUGUAGAAGAGGAAUGUUCUAAAUUUGGCCGGGUGAAGCAUAUUUAUGUGGACAACAAUACAGAAGUGCAGGAUUUGUGUAUUUGCGGUUUGAAUCAGUGGAAGCAGCAAGUGCUGCUCAACGAGCUAUGCACAUGAGAUGGUUUGCACGCAGGUUGAUUUCGGCUAUUUUCAUGGAGCCCGGGCUAUAUGGAGCCAGGUUUAAACCGGAAGCUUGAAGACUGGACUCGCCGUGUUUGACGAUAGCAGUCUCAUGAUUUGCUCAUUAGUUUUCACAAAUCGAGGUCCAAUUCUAUCGAUUUUGAUCGUUGAACAGUAUCAUGGAUGGUGAGAGAAAUUAUCAUGUCCAGAUGGUGAUGCUUAUGAUUUGUUGUGCCAUCUUGCAUCUCGGUGUAAAAACGUUGUGCGAUGCCUUGUCGGCCUUUUUAUAUUCUUGGUUUAUGUGUAUGACGCAGAAGUGGUUUUAUGUACAUAGAGAGAGAAUUUGCUGGACAGCCAACACAUUUGCUUAUCGAAGUGUGCUCUUUAACGAUAUUGCAAUCCUCUUUAAGCAAUUUUCUAGUAUUAAGGUUAUUGGAAACCCCUUUAA
This is a messenger RNA of Neltuma alba, 2274 nucleotides long. Its product is annotated as RNA-binding protein 39. Gene Ontology annotation, cellular component: nucleus. The transcript is spliced from 13 exons. Gene Ontology annotation, molecular function: RNA binding. Bases 180 to 1823 code for a protein of 547 amino acids. Gene Ontology annotation, biological process: mRNA processing. NCBI's taxonomy places the organism in Eukaryota, Viridiplantae, Streptophyta, Magnoliopsida, Fabales, Fabaceae. The record is from RefSeq and is a predicted model, not a curated record.